AUGUCGAGGAACUACGCGGCGGCGAAGGCGAAGCCUAAGUACGCGACGGCUCAAAUAGCGGUGUGGUGGGACAUGAGAGACUGCCCGAUUCCAGAGGGUUAUGAUGCUCGUCAGGUCCGUCCGAGCAUAGAAGCGGCGGUCAAGAAACUAGGUUACUCUGGUCCCGUCUCCAUCACUGCCUUUGCCGACCAUAAACAAACCUCUGAACAACACCUGCAAGGGCUCUCUUCCACUGGAGUCGCUGUUACACAUACCAAAUCCUCAAGAAUAUGCAAAUUCAUGUUCUCGGAUAUGCUCGAAUGGCGAGGUCGUAAUCCGCCUCCGGCGACAAUGAUGCUCAUAUCCAAUCAGGUGAAAGAUGUCUUCUCUUGGGAACUGGCCAGGCUACAACAGGAGACCAUGUACAACCUCUUCCUGGCUUGCUCUUGUGAGCCUCCCAGUAACACAGACCUGGUCACUUCUGCAGAGUGGCGCUGGGAAAGCUUACUAGAUGAGGUUAAAGAGUGCAGUGAAACCACCGGUGAAUCAUCAAAGCCUGGAGAGCUUACUUGCAAACCGUGCAAGUUAGGUUGCCAAAGCGUGGAGAGUUUCAGGAAGCAUCUCUCGACGAAAAAGCAUGCUGUGGAAGAGGCCAGAUGGAAUUGUACAGAACUCGACCCUGUGACGAGGAAGUGGGCAAAGAACUACGCGGCCAAGCCUGAACACGCCACGGCUCAAAUAGCCGUGUGGUGGGACAUGGAGGACUGUCCGAUUCCAGAGGGCUAUGAUGCUCGUUGGGUCCGUCCGAGUAUAGAAGAGGAGUUCAAGAAGCUAGGCUACUCUGGUCCUGUCUCCAUCACUGCCUAUGGAGACGUAAAACAAGCCCCUGAUCGACUCCUGCUAGGGCUCUCUUCCACUGGAGUCGCUGUUGCACAUGCCACUCCCGAUGUCAUAUACAUGCGCAUGAGUUCAGACAUGAUGGAUUGGGUAGAUGAUAAUCCUCCUCCGGCUACAAUAAUGCUCAUCACCGAUCAGAUGGACUCGUUCUUCUCAAGAGAUCUUGUCCAUGAACAACAAGAGGAUAAAUACAACAUAUUUCUGGCUUAUUCAUAUAGGCCUUUCAAAAUGUCCGCCCUGGUCACUUCUGCUGAAUGGCUCUGGGAAACCUUACUUGCAGUUUCAGUUUCAGAGACGAGAAGACGCGUUCUUCAGAAGUGCAGUGAAAGGAGUGAAUCUACCGGAAUGUUUUCUUGCAAAGUGUGCAUAGAUGAUUUCAAAAGAUUUGAUGAUUUAAGGAUGCAUCUCUCAGGUGAUGCACAUGCAAGAGAAGAGGCUUAUAUUAUUUCGAAUUUUCAAUAUAACGAGCGCAACCGCGAGCACGGGCUAAUAAAACGUGUAGAAAAAGAGCAAACGUUUGAGGAGGAAAGCAGUCCCGGCGGGUCUUGUUCUUCUUCAUAA
Messenger RNA from Microthlaspi erraticum, 1437 nucleotides. NCBI's taxonomy places the organism in Eukaryota, Viridiplantae, Streptophyta, Magnoliopsida, Brassicales, Brassicaceae. The record is from the annotation of a GenBank genome assembly.